UCAAAGAUGGAGAAGGAAAUUGGAUAGAAGAUGAAAAUAGCCUCAAAAGACUAGCAGAAGAGUUUUACAUGGAUCUUUUUAAGGCUAGGAAUCUGAUUCUCUCUGGGUGCUCGCAAAGCUCCUGGUCCUGAUGGAUUCUCAGGAAGAUUUUAUAGGAGAUACGGGGACAUCCUAGGAGACACCGUGUGUCGAGAAGUUAGAGGAUUUUUCGAGACGGCUAAUAUGCCAGCUGGAUAGAAUGAGACUCAUAUUGCAAUGAUCCCCAAGGUCGAUAACCCCGAACUGAUAAGCCAAUUCCGUCCUAUUAGCUGCUGUAAUUUUAGAUAUAAAAUCAUAUCUAAGAUUAUGGCAACGCACCUCAAGAGAUGGACUCCCGAGCUGGUAUCUGAACUCCAAACAACAUUCACUGGGGGCAGGCUUAUUUAAGAUAAUAUCAUCAUUGUCCAUGAAGCCCUUCAUCAUUUCAAGCACCAUAAAUUGGGGAGGAGAAGAGAUAUGAUGUUGAAAUUGGAUAUGAAGAAGGCUUAUGAUAUGUUGGAUUGGGAAUGUCUGGAGGCUCUCCUCAAGAAGUAUGGGUUUGACACUAAAUGGUGUGGGUGGGUCAAUGCUUGCAUUAGAACAGUCAGCUUCUCUAUUCUUUUCAAUGGAGAAGCAACUGACUCUUUCAGGCCUUCCCGAGGCAUUCGCCAGGGAGACCCUCUCACACCAUUCUUAUUCAUUCUCAUGUCUAACGCCCUCACCUUCUUGAUUGACAAGGUUGUGGCGAACUAUAGUCUGAAGGGGAUUAAGCUGAACGCUAGAUGCCCAGUGCUCACCCAUUGCCUGUUUGCAGAUGACACAGUCAUUUUUGGCAAGGCAGAUUACCAGGAAGCGCAGAAAAUUAUCGAUCUCAUUGGGGAGUAUGGAGCUAUCACAGGUCAAGAGGUUAAUAUUAACAAAUCUUCGGUGCCAAUGUCUCAUGCAACGUCAAAGAUCAGAUCAUAGCGAGCAUUGGCUUCGCUUCCUCGAAUUGUCACUCAAAGUAUCUUGGGGUCCCGACGGAGUGGGGAAACUCGAAGAAAGAACCUUUUAAUUUCCUCAUUCAAAGGAUGGAAAAAAUGGGGGAAGCAUGGAAAAGGCUCAUUCUCUCUCAUGGUGGAAAAGAAAUCCUUCUGAAAGCAGUUAUUCAAGCUAUUCCAUCGUAUAUUAUGUGCUUGUUCUAUCCCCCAAAGGUACUCACUAAGAGAAUAGACUCUCUUCUUAGUAAUUUCUUUUGGUCAGGGUCGAUGCAGAAAAAUAGCCUCCAUUGGUGUAGGAAGGAAAUCCUAUGCUUGCCUAAGUAUGAGGGAGGUUUGGGCUUCAGGAGCUUCAAUGAUUUUAACCUUGCCCUUCUCGCUAAGCAGGCUUGGCACCUCCUCACUACCCCUGAGUCAUUGUGGAGCCGUCUACUGAAAGGUUUGUAUUUCCCUAGAGGUGAUUUUCUUAAUGCUAAAAAGGGGAGCAAAGCUUCAUGAAUCUGGGCUAGUCUUUGGGAGGCAAAAAAGGUGCUAGGUUUGGGAGCAGUUCGAGUGAUCGGAUCAGGUGAAGAAACGUGGAUCGAUCGGGACCCCUGGAUCCCCACUUUGGACAAUUAUGCUCUCAGGACUGGCCCCCAGAAUCAUCAAAAGGUCAACGAGUGGAUUGAUCCUGGAGAAAGGAAGUGGAUUCCGGAUGUUAUCUAGGGACAUGUGUCUAGCUCAGAACUUGAAGCUAUCCUCAGGAUUCCAGUCGGGGAGGAUGGAACUGAAGACUUUUGGGCAUGGAACUACAAUGAAGAGGGAAAGUUUACGGUGAAAUCUGCAUACCAUACGAUUCACAGAGCCAACACCAAUACGCAACCAAGCGGGAAUACGGAAAAAUGGAAAUGGAUAUGGAGCCUUCACAUCCCCCCGAAAUUGAAAUUCUUUGUUUGGAGAUGCUCCAGGAAUGGAUUAGCAACGAAAGAGAGAUUGCUCUAGAGGAAGUGUGCCCCCAAUUCUUCUUGUCAGGUGUGCCAGAACCCUGUCGAAUCCGUCAAUCACUGCCUGUUCCAAUGCCCCCAUGCCAAGGUGGCAAGGAAUGCUCUUUUUCCGUCUCUCCCUUUACCACCUCAGGGAACCUUGUUCUUUGACUGGUUCUGCUCCCUUAAAGAUGUUAUUCAACAUAGCUCCUUGAUCCAUAUUGUUUUCCUCUGUUAGAACAUUUGGAAGGCGAGGAACGAAUGCUCCUUCAAGGGUAGAAUUCCGUGGCCUCCGAAGGUGUGCCAACUUACUUUUAAAGAGCUUACUGAAUGGAAUUCGUGCCCGAGGUCCCCACCUCCCCAGCCCUCCCUUCCCACUCAGCUCAGGGGAACCCAGUCUCAUACGAAUCCACCGUCAAGUAAUCAGCCUUUGGUGAUUCACUGUGAUGGGUCGUUCAUUAGCGACUCCCAGUCGGCGGCAUAUGGUGUUGUGGUUGUUAACCACCAUGGACAAGUGUGUGAUGGGAGAGCUGAGAAUCUUCUUUGUUCCACCCCGAUUGAAGCAGAAACUAAGGCCCUUCUCGAAGGAGUGAAAUUAGCUCAAGAAUAUGGAUCUGAAUGUACGGUUCAAUCCGACUGUCAUGUGCUGGUGAGAACUUUGGAUUAUGAUCGCUCUCGUUGGCCGUGGAGGUGUGCAGCAUGGAUCGGAUCGAUUAUUUCUAUCCUUCGGACAUACCCUCUCAUCAAAAUCAAAGAAGUGCCCAGAACACUUAAUGUCAGAGCAGAUUGGGUUGCAAGAUCAAAAGCUCGAGCAUCGCUUUCUGAUGAUUGGAUUAAUAUUCUUGAUCUCAUUUCUGAUCUUCUUUAAAAUUGUAACCGAGUUUCUCGUCUUUCAGUUGUUUGGUGGAAUAAAAGUUGGUAAUCAUUGUAAAAAAAAAUCCAUUGAGUGUCUUCCAAUUCAAAGUACAAAAGCUACCCUAAUUAAGAAAAGCAAAAAGAACAA
This is a messenger RNA of Linum trigynum, 2960 nucleotides long. The record is from the annotation of a GenBank genome assembly. NCBI's taxonomy places the organism in Eukaryota, Viridiplantae, Streptophyta, Magnoliopsida, Malpighiales, Linaceae.